UCCAGAAAUGUAUGGAUUACUCGUGUAAUGUGACCAACAUCAUCGUGGAGCCUCCGUCUCCUGAGAGCUCUCCAGACAGUGACGGCUGCACACCAGAGCUGGAGAAAGCCGGCCUUUUGAACAAGACCAAAAUUGCAGAGGGAGGCCGCAAGCUAAGGAAAAGCUGGAGUCCGUCCUGGGUCGUGUUGGUAGGGAACAGUCUGGUUUUCUUCAAAGAUCCGAAAUCGCAGACACCUUCCAGCUGGAAACCAGGAAACAGUCGCCCUGAGAGCAGUGUGGAUUUAAGAGGCGCACAGCUGCAAUGGACCAAUGAUUUGUCCAGCAAGAAGAAUGUCUUCAAGCUGAGGACAGUAACGGGCAACGAGUUCCUGCUGCAGUCAGAGACAGACUCUCUGAUAAAGGAGUGGUUUAACACCAUUCAGAACGUCAUCGUCAGGCUGGAUCGUGAAAACCCACUGGACAACGUCCUCCUGUACUCUCUGAGGAGAGCGGGCAGCGUGGAGAUGCUGGAGCACAGUGGAGACGAGGAGGACAGGAGAACGUCUCUCCCUCGCUCAUCAUCCAACCUGGAAAACACAGAGAGGAAAAGGGUAAAGACGCGGCUGAAGAAGCUGAUCAUGAGGAGACCUCCUCUGCAGGCUCUGCAGGAGAAAGGCCUCAUUAAAGAUCAGGUAUUUGGUUGUUGUCUGGAGAUGCUCUGUAACCGAGAGAAAAGCACCGUCCCUCGUUUCGUCAGACUUUGCACCGAGGCUGUGGAGAGCAGAGGAUUGGAGACUGAUGGCAUCUACAGAGUAUCAGGGAACCUGGCAGUGAUUCAGAAACUACGCUACCUAGUGAACCAUGAGGAGAAGCUGAAUUUGGGCGACGGCGAGUGGGAGGACAUCCAUGUCAUCACGGGAGCUUUGAAACUUUUCUUUCGCGAGCUUCCCGAGCCUCUGGUGCCCUAUGGCUUCUUCACAGACAUUGUAGAGACAGCCAAGAUGUCUGACUACAUGGACAAAGUGGACCGUUUGAAGUGUCUGGUGCUGAACAUGCCUCCUCCAAACCAUGAUACUCUUCUAUUCAUGUGCCGCCAUCUCAAACGAGUGUUGGAACAUUCGGAUUCCAACAGAAUGACCACACAGAACAUUGGCAUUGUGUUCGGGCCGACCCUGAUGCGCCCAGAGCGGGACAACGGCAACAUGGCGGUGAAUAUGGUUUACCAGAACCAGGCAGUGGAGCUCAUCCUCAGCGAAUUUGACCACAUCUUUGGAACGAGAGGCCCCUCUUGAUCUUUCUGGACAUGGUUUUUUUUUGGGGUGGAAGGGGUUGGGGGUUGGGGGGGUGGGGGGGUUCAAAAGGCACCUCCAGAUCAGACAAAAGCACAAGUAGUGCAGCGUUUGUCCUCUUUGCCUGUUGACUCAUAUGGUGUAAAAUGGAUCUCACAUCAAAAGAUAAUUAUGGGGUAAAAAGAACCAGGACAGAAAGCUGCUAAUCAUGACAUCUGGCCUCCAUAUAAAGCCAUGUGAAAACAAUAAUAGUAAAAUAAGCCAACUUUAGCUGCAGUACUUGUGCCUUUUGACUGCAAAUGUGGAUCCCAGCCCCGGUGUUCUUUACUGCGUGAACAGAUGCCUCCUUGUCACUUUUCCUUCAUGUUUCAGACUUGAUCAUGAUAAAUGAAAAGCCAUAAAAGUGAUGGAUGUCCUCCAGCCUGUUCGUCUAGUUUUGUAUCGAUCGGUUAUUAAUCAAAGAAUGUGCGAAGAGGAUGUUUUUGAAAACACGGCACUGAAACAAGACUUUGCAGAACCAUCUCACUGUGAAAACUGCAGCACCUCUUGCAGGAAGGGUUGACGGAUUCCACCCACUGUGCAUCGUGCAGAUGAGCAGAGGGCAAGCUGGGCACGUUGUUCCCACAUCACUGAAGUCAUGCAGUGUUUAGAUGAAGAGUUUUCAGGCUGUGUUUGAAAACUCCUCAUGGAUGUGGGUGAAUGUGCCAACAUGACAGCAAACGUUCCUUUGUACCAAAUAGUAUAGAGUGUUGUUAUUAUGUGUUUGAACCUUCAGUUUCCUUUAUUGUACACUUUUUGGACAUGCCUCCUAUUUUCAACUCCUCAUAUUAGAUUAAAAUGACAACGCUGUAAAUAUGUGACAUCAUGUGUUUGUCAAACCUGUAGCAGUUUGGAUACAGUGCGUAACCUCAACAUAUAAUAUGUAUAUAUAAGAAGCCAAAUUCUAACUGCUGUCAAAAAUAUUACUUGGACCUGAUUGUUAGCUCUCCUGCAAUAAAAGCGAGACAAAAAAAAUGGGAAAA
Molecule: messenger RNA, 2290 nt
Organism: Solea senegalensis (Senegalese sole)
Lineage: Eukaryota; Metazoa; Chordata; Actinopteri; Pleuronectiformes; Soleidae
Gene: arhgap9
Product: Rho GTPase activating protein 9
Exons: 12
Coding region: 12-1271 (419 amino acids)
Biological process (GO): signal transduction; regulation of GTPase activity
Cellular component (GO): cytoplasm
Molecular function (GO): protein binding; phospholipid binding
Source: RefSeq, a predicted model, not a curated record